Molecule: messenger RNA, 3196 nt
Organism: Bactrocera dorsalis (oriental fruit fly)
Lineage: Eukaryota; Metazoa; Arthropoda; Insecta; Diptera; Tephritidae
Exons: 2
Coding region: 7-918 (303 amino acids)
Source: RefSeq, a predicted model, not a curated record
AAUAUCAUGACAGAAUCCGACCUAAUUGCUGAAGGAUCAGUUUCAGGUUUUAUUACCAGAAAAAAUUAUAAUAGGUGUAAAAGAUUACACUCUAUAAUAGCGUUAUCGCUGCAAAUAUUUCACUUUAAUUCUUUUAUGUUAAACACAAAUUUCACUGUUGAAGAUACCGUAAUUGAUUAUCUUACUGUCUUGUCGCAACUGGAAUAUAACUCGCCUCAAAUACAGCACCCUGAAACACAAAAUCUUCUCCACUUAUAUGAUCAAUAUACAGCAGAAACAUUACAAGGCAGGCACGGCAAAACGGCCCAAUUUUAUGCUAUGUAUAUUGAUUUCAUUAAUCUUUACCAUUUAUUUAUCAGAAGUAUAAGAAUUGGAGACUUAGACCUGUACAUUUAUGUUCUUGGGAAAAUAGUGAAUUUAUUUUUCUAUUUUAAUCAGCAAAAUUACAGCCGGUGGCUAGUGUUUUAUUUAAAUCAACUUCAACACAUCAGCGAUACACAUCCUGGCCUGCGAGAGGAAAUUGCUAAAGGAUCGUUUGGUAUUAGGAGAACCCAAAAACCUUUCUCGCGGAUCCCAGUUGAUUUAACGUUGGAGCAAACUAUAAAUGGUGAAGCAGCACGUCGGCUCACAGGAAUCGUGAAUCUCACAAAUUCUAUUUCUGCCAGACAACGUUGGGCACGAAAUCACGGAGCUCGAACUAAAAUUAUUUCGCACGUUUUAAAACGUGCAGGGAUGAGUAACAAUAGGGAAGACGUCGCCGCAGAUCUACAUCCAGAUAGACUUAAAGAACAUGAAAAACAAAUCGAAGCUUUCAUGCUUAGCAUCGAGCAGACCACAAAUCCAUUCACUUUCUCGAUAGAUAAAGAUCACCUGUACCAAUAUCUCUACUGGCCAGGCUACUACCCCACAAAUUGCUAAUUGCUUGCUAAACGCUGUUUCGCCUGGAAUGUUUCUUCGCGAUCAGUUUAUAACGGAAUGUAAUAUGAAUCCGGAUAGAUUUCACAAAUCUCUAAAGAAAAAUCCGAUACUUAUUUUUGCAAGUUUAAAGAAGAAGAAAAUUAUGAAGAUUGGACAAAAAGUUCAUGAGGUCAAACUGCAGCGGGAUUUAUUCGGUAGAUUAUUAGCUCUGUCUCUGAUUACUAACUUGGAUCUUGAAAAAGUACUGUGUUUUCCAAUAACACCAGUCCCGUUAUCGCUAUGUCAUAUAGAUGGUUCUUUUAAUAAGACUACAAAAUUAGUCCUAGUUCAAGAACUCGAAAAAAAAAAUUGAAAAAAUGGAUCAACCGCCACUUCAGAUAGACUGUGUAAUUGUAGAUGGAUUCUUCUUUUUAAACACCUUCCAACAAAUGCCACGCAAUUUUAGAGACUUAUCAAAGAAAAUUUUACAAACACUUGUAAAAUAUUCAGCAGAUAGUGUAGCCAUUAUAUUUGAUCGUUACUUCAUACCUUCGAUCAAAGAUUGUGAACAUGCUCUCCGACGCAAUGUAGAUGACAAAGAUUUUUAUAUUGCUGGUCCUCAACAAAGUAGAACUUCUGAUUUCGCUAAAGAUUUAAAAAACAUAAAGUUUAAAGAAGCAUUAGUAAAAUUUUUAAUCGAGCAUUGGGCUGACCAGGAGAUGAAAUCGAUAAGUGGUAACAAGAAAAUAUUCCUAAUUCAUGAUUUGUGUUACGUAUACUCUGUUGAUAAUAAAGUAUCACGCAUGAUUGAUCAUGGACUAUCAUGUCCCGUUCAUGAAGAAGCGGAUACGAAAGCUGUAUUUUUUGCUUGUCAAAUGAAAGAAGACUCUACUGUUACCAUUAGGACUUCCGAUACAGACAUCAUUGUUAUUAUGUUAGCCAAUAUGGAACAUAUGAAGUCUUCGGUAAAAGUCUGGUUUGAUCUCGGAGUAGGUAAUGCAUGCCGAUAUAUCGACAUUUCCACUCUUUUUGAGAAAUAAGGCCCACUUGUGUCACAGGCACUACCAGCUCUGCAUGUACUGACGGGAUGUGAUUACAACCCAGCUUCUUACAGGCGAGGAAAAAAAAGACCUUUUGAUAUUUUAAUGGGAUCUAUAACUUUGCAAAAACGCAUUUGCAAAUUUGGGUUCUACAGAUUAUGAUAUUGAAGCAUUAUUUCCUACUGUAGAAUCUUUCAUCUGUCAUUUGUACGGAUUAAAAAAGCUAUCUGAUGUCAAUGGUGCUAGAAUGGAAAUUUUUCAUAAAACCUACAAGGUAACUGAUACGUCUCAACCCUUCUCAUUAAAUGUGCGUAACUAUGACGCUUGUAACUUACCACCCUGCCGGUCAGAGCUACAACAACAUUUACUGCGAACGAAAUAUAUUGCGUGUUUGUGGAGGAACGCGCACAAUCGUAUUCUCACGGAGUUGUCGCCAACAGAUUACGGAUGGAAAAACGUGGAUGGAAAGUUGGAGCCGACGUGGUUUGUUGGAAACCAACUUCCUGAAGCGUACGAGGACAUCGUCAUAACACCUAAUAUUUUAGGAGAUACUUCUGAUGCAGAAAUGCAAAAUUUCGAGGAAGCUCAAGAAGUGGAAACCAACUUCGACGAUGACUCGAAUGACGAAAAUUGACAUAUUUUUUUGUAUUUUAUGUUUUCUAUUUUCAUAUUAAUAAAUUAUUAAAUUUUCUAUACAUAUAUAUGUAAACAGAAUUCUUCCACUUUUAAAUCGUCAGAUUAACGAUAUGCCUCUAUAUAAUUGUCAGAUUAUCUUUUGGGAAGACUCUGACAUCAAGUUCAUCCCACUGUAUAAAAAUCUGACGCGCUCGAGUAUCUCAAGGUCACCUUUUUUUUUUACAAGUUUUAAAAUCAAUAAAUGACCUUUGUCCACGUCGAAAUUGUCAGAAUAUUAAAUGGUACACUUUUUAGAGGUUCAUUAACAUUCGCUUAGAAAAUCUGACGCGCUCGAGUAACUUAUUUUUUUUUUUUUUUUUAACCUGUCAUUACGGCCUUCAACCCUGACUUGAUUGUCAGAUUAAUAUAUAUCGACUAUCAGAAAUACAAUGCGCGUAUAUACCAUAAAUUACUGACGCGCUCGAGUAUUUUCAUGUGACUGUUUUUUUUUACAUUUUUGACACCAAUUUCCCGCUCUUAUCCCCACUAAAAUGGAAAACUUCACAUAGACUUUCUUUUUUUUUUAAUGUUAUCUUGACAAUCUAGUAAGUCUCCAUGACGCUCCAGUAACUGCAAAUUUAGCA